CCGUCCGUACUCCAUAUUACUAGUCUACCGUAGUCCUUUUGUCUCUUGUUCCAACUUUCUUGGUAUUUAUCUGGAGCUUGUAUCUUGCCACCUUCUCCAACCACCGCCCUGCCUCCGUGCGUUACGGUAGAUCUUCCCUGCCGAGCGCUUCUAUUUGGGGUUAUUUGCCUUAUUUGCCUCCUCCAUGAUUUCGCCAUCUGUCUUCCAUAAUACCACCUGCAAUUAUUAGGGGUCUCUUCCCCGCCCCGUACAAAUCUACAAGCAUCCGACCAGGUCCAACCAAGCAUUUUUCGCACGAGUCAAGGCCCGGUGUUCCCCUCUACCCGACUGCAUCUGGCGCGACACGACUGACCCGAAUUGUCUCCUGUUUUUUUUUUCGUCUGUGUCGAUUUCUUUCAUCUUGACCUUUCGACUCCCCGAGAAAAGUUUCAUCCGCUUUUUCCCUGCCGCCACUAGGGUUCCCCGAGACUUAAUACCGAUAAAAGCAAAAAAAUAAAGAAAAAAAAAGCAUCCCAGACAUCGAACCAAGACCACGGCAUACUGCGGACGCCGUGGGACAAAGGGAAAAAAAAGCCCCUUGUUUUGCGAAUGCGCGGGGAACUGGAAGCUUGGCGGAACCUUUCAAGUUUCUUUAUCGGUGUCUACUUUUAGAUUCUAUCAGAAGGGUAAGUAGCGAAAAACCUUAUCCGUGGAUUUCGAACGUAUCCGUCCGGUCAACACCCCUGGCUUUCGCCAUUAUUCACCUUGAGCGCCCCUUUCAAUACCUUUAUAUACACACAUACACACAAACAAGCAUACCAAUACACACGGCGGGCGCGCACAUACACACUACAUAUUACCGCAGCACCGGUGAGGUCGGUUGUCCAAUCCAGGGCAGAUCUUAUCGUGCCCUCGGCUGUCUGCCAAGGUUGUGCGCGUGCGCUGUGGUGGUGCACGACACCGUCAUCGAGCAGCUUGUUUGCACUUGGUCUCGCAGAAGGGAAAAUCAAGUUGCCCGCCGCCGUGGUACUUGGUCGCACCAUCAUUCAUUGGUCUAGUCUAGUUUGGCUGGGCUCGCUCCCAACUGCACUACCUGCCUCCUACAGUACCUACACCUCCAUCUACUUUCGUACCACCCCCCUGAUGGGCGUAGAGCACGACACACAAGCUUUCAACAGAAAACCCCCUUCCCUUUUGCUCUAAAGUCGUGCGCUCCUCGGCAUAGCCUUGUCUUGGUCAGGGGUCUUGUCCCUUGUCUGGAAAAUCCGUGCUAGUGAAUCGAUCAGUCAGUCAACUUGACUUUUUGCACGUACCUAGCAAGCCAGGACAGACAGGCAGGUGACAGUGCAAGUUGUUGUCAGAACGCAUUAAAAUGCUCCGCCACCCUAGACUGGCUCGGGAGACAUCGCAGUUCAUGUCUUGAUUGCUUGUUGGUGUCGCAAAGACCUGAUUGUGGUGAAAACCCCGCGCCCAAAGGGGAGUUCAGGAUUGCGCAGAAGAAAAAGGAAGAAGAAAAGAAAGACGAACAUAUACCUGCUUGCGGCCUACAGACAGUAUACGUUUGUUGAUCCUCCUGCGUCAGUUUUGAUGCUACCAGCCCAAGUGGUGUCAUAUGUUCCUCGAAGCAUUUUCUCAAGUCCGUAAACAAAACAAAAAAGAACAAAAGAAAAACAAAGAGUACACAAACAUCCUCUACAAGUGGAAGACGGAAGAAAAGAAAUCGGCACAUAACCAUACAACACCUACCUCACCUAUCCCUACUCGCCUGAUUGAAUUUUACCCAGGACCGGGAGUUUUUCGUGGAUCCGGUAUCCCAGUCUCCCGCGUUUCGUCGCUCCAACGAUAAGGAAGUCGAUUGAUUGCGCUGCAACGUCAACGCACCCACGCCAGCCAACCAGCGGCGGGUCCAGUCCACAGCGGACCAGGCCAGACACAGCCUACACUCCCACUCAUUCAUGCUGGGCCACCGUUGAAACGACGCAACUUCCAUCUUGAUCUUGCCAACCUAACCUACCCACCUCCACUGCACUACCUUACACCUUACCUUACCUACAACCCAACCUUUGCCAUGCUGACCUACCUACCCAAUCCAACACUAGACUAACUUUCCAUCGUGUGCAUGCAGUUUUGCAUCAUUGUUGCCACUUGUUUUCCUUUCCCAUCGAAAGUUUUCUUCUUGUCUUGGUCAAAUUGAAGAGCCGCGCGCUCGCCUUAUUUGAGCCGGCCUGUCUGCGAUCGUGCCCGCCGCUCUCCACCGCCGACCGGGCACAGCCAGAAUAAACACACCAGACCAUCUCAGACUGGCACAAAAAUGGCCACAGUAAUCGGCGAUUUCGCCUCGGACCCCUCGAGGUUCCGUCACAAUAUGGUAUUUCAACCGCAGCCGCCUCAACUAUCGCAAUCGCAUUCCCACCAUCACCAUCAACAGCAACAGCAUCAGCAGCACCACCAGCAAUCUUACCGCUCUUCCAACCAACCCUGGGAGAGCGCUCACACCACGUCUUCUGUCCCGCGACAAGAACCUCAACCCACCGAAACCAGCCCAUCAAUACCGACGCCGUCAUCAUCCGUCGCGUCCUCGACCCCACGUAGCAACUAUACAACGUCGGCACCAAUAGCAAACCAAACUAGGCCGUCAUCGGCCGACCGCCAACUCCAGAAGCAACCUGCGCCACCCGACGACGACUCGGGCGCCUCGCGCUUCCCGACCCCUCCCGACUCCUCCUCUCCAAGCGUGUCUAAUUUGGGCGGUGUCCACUCGCAAAAGCAUGUCGGCACCGAUCAGCCACACCCGCACUCGCAACCGGAUCCCGAGUACAUGGACACGUCGGCCGAUGCUACAGAAGUUGCUGUCGUUACUGCCCCAUCUUCGGACCCUCCAUCCACGGCUGCCUCCGAUGCGACCGUAGUGCCGCCAUUUUCAGACACGACUGCCGCUCCUGCAGCUGCCGCAGGGCCAACUGAGCAGUUCUCGGCCGCGUCGUCUGCAAGCAGUAAGCCUGCACACUCAAUUCCGUCACCCGUCAGUGACAGCUUUCCUUCCCAUUGGGCCCCGAGCCCAGCGCCCAACUCGCCAACGCGAGCUGCCCAAACACAGCAGACUACAGUCCGGAUUCGUGACCUUUCACACAUCCAAUCUCUUGCACGUGCCGAUCUCGUCACGGGCGGCAACAAUAAUGGAGGGAUCCUGAAUGUCGACCCACCACUCUCCCAGAUGAAAUAUGAUAUCAGCGAAAUGCCGAUUGGUGAUGUUAUCGAGAUGGUGGCUGCGCUUCUCACCAAGAUCACGACGACCAACGAUCUCCAGCAUGAUGCUUUGAGCCGAAAUGCAACGCAUCAACGACAAGCGCAAGCGGCGCAGCAACAGCAGCAGCAAGACGGGAAUGGUGAGGGCAGUAGCAAAGGGGAUGGAGUGAUCACUGCCAACAGCAACAGCAGCGGCAACGGCAGCAGUCCGUACGCGAACAGCGUGCUGGCUUUUCACGGGAAGAACGUACCUGCCAUCACCAUACUUAGCUACCUGAGCCGCAUUCAUAAGUAUUGCCCCACUACGUUUGAGGUUUUCUUGAGCUUGCUGGUUUAUUUUGAUCGGAUGACAGAAAGAGUCAACGAUCUGGUGGUACGGAGCGAGCAGGAAAAGAAGGAGGCUGAGGCCAAGGCAAAGAACCAGGGAGAUGUCGUUAUGGAUAAUGAUGGUGGCGGUGCCCAAGACGAUGAAAUGGACGAGGACCUCGCCGACAGCGACGACGAGGGAGAGGCUCCUACAAAACAUAGCUCAAACAACGGCGAUGCUGGCGUUGCCGGGUCUAGGGAGGCUCUGAGGGAGUCUGCGACUUCAACACCGCCCCCGCCGGCUCUGAGCAGCACAGCGACUUAUUUUGUCGUGGAUAGCUAUAACAUCCACCGACUUAUCAUUGCGGGGGUGACAUGCGCGAGCAAGUUUUUCUCGGAUGUGUUUUACACCAAUUCGAGAUAUGCCAAGGUCGGAGGUCUUCCGCUCGCCGAGCUAAACCAUCUUGAGCUCCAAUUUCUUCUCCUGAAUGAUUUCCGCCUCGCCGUCCCAGUCGAGGACCUAGAGGCAUAUGCAACCAUGCUUGUCGAGUUUUAUGCUAGAGACGUGGUUGCCCAACGCUCUAGACCUUCCUCAGACUGAUGUACAAUUGCGAUUUAAGGGUCUCGGCUUGGUGUAGGGCGUAGGCCAAUACAAUGUGCCUGAGGGGCUACGGCUGCACGUUGACCCCUGAAAUACGAGCUAGUCUGGCCGUCACGAUGUACGCCACUCCCGGGGCAUGUGUGGCUUUGUCCCCUGUUUGGCAGUACAAAAACCAUACUUUGUGAAAGCGCAAAGACGCUAGGCAACUUGAGUGGAUCAAGGCGCACAGCACACUACAGGGAAUAGGCAUGGCCUGUCAGCUCAUGCGGCAGGCAUAGAGACAUAUCUAUUCUCUGGUAUCAUUAUUUUAUCCAAAGAGACAAGUUCUCCCUUCGCCGAAGUGCAUAGUGAAGGGGAUGGUAAAGACAACAUCAAACUAGAAUGGGGGCAAAUUGGGUGCUCUCUGCAGUUUAGAGCGGAGGUGCAGCCUCUGGAAACUUAUGGCUGAAUCCCGUUUUUAUUCGCAUUUUGGGAUUUUAUGUUUAAACUGACUUGUUUCUUUCUUACAUUGUUGAGGAGUAGGGGAAAUUAAAGGGUCGUUUUUAUAAUGCUGAUGACCUGUUGGUUGUUUAUAAUUUUCUAUUGGACUCUUUUUAUUCUUUCGCGUUGAUGCGUUCUAUGAUAAAGGUGUGGGGUACUUAUACAAAUUACAAAGGUGUUUUGUUGGGAGUCUUGGAAGGAGCUUCUCCGGGCCGCCCUGACUUAUUAUCAACCCCACCAGGGGGUAUCAUGACGACCACCGGCAACCCUCUAGAUUUGGAUCGGGUUCUAUACAUCUUCUACCCGCCUCUGCUAUGCCCCUCGGCUUCGUAGCACAGCGCCCGUAGGCAGCUCCUCCCGCUACCAGGCCCGGCCUCUUCCAACAGCGACGCGAGGCGGGCGAGGACGGCGUCUGCUAUGGAAUCCGGCACCUGUGUCGAACCAGAACUCUUCCACUGCUCCACAUAGUGUCCCAGCCAUGCACGGAUGGGAGCCGUCGCGGGAAGGGCUAGGUCCGGGGUCACGAGGACGUAGGCCGACAGGACUGUCUUCCAGAGCCAAAGCUGGGGGUUGCCGUCGCCGUCGUGGUGGUUUUGCCCGGGGGAAUGGAGCAGCCAGCGAAGGAUUUGCAGGUUUUCCAAGGAGGAAGAGGCGCCGCGGGUGCGUCCCGCCAUGGCGUGGAUGAGGAGGUGCGCGACUGUGGCGUAGCCCUUUGGUCGGAUGGAAGAAGAGGAGUCCGUGUCCACGGCGGCUCUCUCGGCUGUGAAGUAGCGUGGCUGCAGGCGGGUCGGGUCGUCGGGCUGCGGUUGGAAGAGAGGGGUUUCGGGGUUGGGGAAAGGGGGGCUGCUGCUCUGCUGGGCGCUGGCGGUUCGGGCUUUGGACAAAAGGGAUAGUAUACUGUUGUCACAUGCAAGAGAAGAAAGUGAUGUGGUGUCAAUUUCCGAGGGAAACGAUGUGAUUAAAACGGGAAAAGUUCCUCACCCGCCUACCCAAAAAAAAAAAAAAAAAAAAAGAAGGACUUACAUUAAAGCCAGGUGCGGUAGCAUCUGAGAUGAGCACUGGGAUCCAGCCCCUCCCACCACAGCCGACCUCGCAUCGACGACAGCAAAAAGGCCACGCAGGUGGGUGGCGGCAGCUUCCGGGUUAUCCAUGGCGGCCUCGACGACUGCCAGGCACAAGAUGGCGCCCGCGUAGAUGUCGUUGCCAUCGUCGUCCUCGUCCGCGGUGGAGGCAACGUGAUGAUGAUGAUGAUGAUGAUGCUGAUGCUGCUGCGGCUUGAGGGCCUGCAUCAUCUCGACCUUGUGGUACAAGCACGCCUGCUCGAGCGCCGGGCCCACGGAGCAGCCCUGCUGGAGGUACAGGUGCAUGCACGCCCAGAGCAUCAUGGUGUGCAUGUGCAGCGGCCCUCUCCCGGGCGCGGGUGUGGCAGCCCUGCGGAGGGGGGUGGGGAUCAUGUCGGCGAUGGCUUGCCGGUAGCGGUUGGAGUGUUGCAGGAUCUCGUGGGAGUUGAACGGGAGGUCGAUGCCAGCGUGUCCCGCCCAGUCUGGCUGCACUGGUGGUGGUAGUAAUGGUGGUGACUGCCAAGCAAAGGGUUGUGGUGGGAGCAGUAGUGGACCAGCCGGCAUGUAUGGCGUUGAUGACCCAGAAACAGGUGAGGGCGUCGUUGGAUAGCUGUCAUCGUUGUAGUGACAGUCGGUCCCUUUGACUAGACAUUUUGUGCUACGUCAAGACAUGUAAUGCUGGUGUUAGAGGGGCUGGUCAUUUCUGGUGGAGGGGUCUGCGUGGUAGGCAUAUUAGAAUAGUUAAUCACCAUAUUGGCUUCGAUUCAUCACAGCGGA
Pyricularia oryzae 70-15 is the source of this 6450-nucleotide messenger RNA. RefSeq lists its product as uncharacterized. The record is from RefSeq and is a predicted model, not a curated record. Lineage: Eukaryota; Fungi; Ascomycota; Sordariomycetes; Magnaporthales; Pyriculariaceae. Bases 2291 to 4132 code for a protein of 613 amino acids. The transcript has 2 exons. Gene Ontology annotation, cellular component: cyclin-dependent protein kinase holoenzyme complex; nucleus. Gene Ontology annotation, biological process: regulation of cyclin-dependent protein serine/threonine kinase activity. Gene Ontology annotation, molecular function: protein kinase binding; cyclin-dependent protein serine/threonine kinase regulator activity.